AGGGACAUUCAAUUCGUAUUUUCCAGUUCAGUACGGGUUCUGUAUCAUGUUGCUUUCCUUUUUUCUAUUACACACGUGUUUAUUUCCCCUAUAUAAUCUCUCGCGCAUGAUUAAAGCUUACGCUAUUCUCGCUAUCCCCUGCUACAUUGCUUCCCUAGGGUUUUCGACUUCAUCGUCGACCUUCGAUCAUAACCGCACCAAACCAAUGGUGGCUGCUAGACAUGACCGGCCAGUGAAUGUUCCUCUCGUGUCUCCGUCUCACUCGUUUGCGUCUGAAGACGAAGAUCCCAUGUCAAAGGUCGUCAGCUUAAGCUCAACUUCAAAGCGUGAGGUUAAAAACUUGAAGCUAAAACUAAUCUCCGAGGUGGAUAAAGUUAGGAUCGUAAUCACAAGGUUCGAUCCCCAAGGCGGAAACAAGAAAAUAGAAACAGUUAAGAAGAGCGGGCAUGGAGGUACGGUUCAUAUUUUCAGGAACUGUAACAACUUGCUUAGGAAGUUGAUGACGCAUAAGUAUGGAUGGGUGUUCAAUGUCCCAGUGGAUGCUGAAGGACUUUGCUUGCGUGAUUACCACACCAUCGUUAAAGAGCCUAUGGAUUUGGGUACAGUGAAGUCUAAGUUGGGGGAGGGUUUGUAUAACUCACCGUUGGAUUUCGCUGAGGAUGUGAGACUUACUUUUAACAAUGCCAUCUUGUAUAAUCCAAUGGGGAAUGAUGUGCAUAGUAUGGCUAAGUUUUUACUGAGUAUGUUUGAGGAGAAGUGGGUUUCCAUUGAAGUGCAGCUUGAUAGUCUUCCCAUUGUAGACCCAUUACCAGCUCCUACAGUACUCAAGGAUAGGACUUUGGAGAGAGUAGAGUCUAUGACAACACCAGUGGAGACUCCUGUUGAUAAUAGGGACCUUACGCUGGAUGAGAAACGGAGACUCAUCGAAGAGCUUCAGGACUUGCCUUGUGACAAACUAGAGACAGUUGUUCAGAUUAUAAAGAAGAGUAAUCCAGAACUCUCUCAACAAGACGAUGAUGAGAUUGAGCUGGAUAUUGACAGUCUUGACAUUCAAACGCUUUGGGAGCUGUAUAGAUUUGUGACUGGGUAUAAGGAGAGCUUGAAUAAUAGAAAAGAGGAUCAGGGGUUUGGUUCAGAAAGAGAUGCUGAAUCUGCUCACAAUAUUAUCCAAGAACCGGCCGAUUCUGACAGUGAUAGCUCCUCGGGACGUGGAUUAGAUGCUGGCAAUUAGGGUUGACAAGUUAAAAAAAAGUGGUUAGCUUAAUUAUAGUCAGAGUACGUUGUUACCCAUCUCUUUUAAUAGCACAGUUAGAAUUUUUCUACGUCUAUCACUUUUCACGUUCGGAUUGUUAUCUGUUUUUGGAUUUUUUUUUAACUUUACAGAAAGAAGCUGAACAAUAUAUUUUUAGAUGUCUUUGUCUCUUGUCAUUGAUGUAAUAAACAUAUUUUUGUUCCACUGCGUCUUCGUUUGGAACAAUUGAAAGUUUGAUUUUUAGAACAAUAGGUUUCUUAUUUAUCAUAAUCAUCAGAAAAAAAUAUAAUGGAUGCCUUAACUUCGAUAGAAAAGAAGAGAGAAGGAAUAUGAGCAGCUUGCAAUAUGGUCCGGAGCAUUGGUUUUGAUGUGAUCAACACUAUAAGAAACAUGCGACAACAUCUCCAUACCCCAAAGGCUCAUAGUCAAAUGUACCAUUUGCAUCAGAAAGAUUCUAAGUUGGAGCUAUUGUAUUUGUAGAUAAUAAGGCUCUCUUAACAGUAUAUAUAUAUACCAAGAUCCAAUCUGGUUAUCAAUCAGUGAAUUGAAAGAGAAGUAGUAUUCAAUCUUAUGACAAUAUAAGACUGAAUAUCUUUUCUUCUUCAACAGGAUGAACCUAUAAUCUAUGGCCACUUGUUCUGAAACCAGCCAUUAGUGCUGAAAACAAGUUAAAAGCAUCCCAUCAUCUUUAAAAGCAAUACUAGUGAUAUUUAUACUAUAGAUGAUAUACACAUCAUACAACAGCGUCAAGCGCACCUCAACAACUGACCAAUGAUAUGCGACAUCACAUGUCAACCCUCGACUCAUGUAUACGGGAUCUGAUUAAAGAAAUGCACCACCUUGUACAGUGUCGGCUCUUGACCAUGGCAGUAGGGGCAAUGGCCAUGGGUCUUUGGGCUCAGAAUUUUAUUUAGUGUGAUUUUAGUAGUAAUAAAAGGCCCACAUUAAUUUGUUAAAGAGAAAAUAGCUAGUAACUUUAUAACAAAAAAACCAAGGUGCACAUUAUUUUUUUUAGUGUGUAUUGUCUUUCGUAUUUAAAGGAACUCAUACCUAUUUUUUAUUUGUUGUGGAUUAUUGAAAUUCUUUAGUUGAACUUAAAUACAGUGAAAAAAUGUUUAAAAUAUGGCCUUUUUUUUUUAUGUUUGCCCAAGGCUAUUAGAUUGUUUAAUACGGGUCUGACCUUGUAACUCUUAACGAAUCUAUAACCUUCAUAGUUCAUAUCAAGACAAAAACAUUAUGGUAUCAAGGCAUUAUUAACUUAUUCGAUAUUGUGAUGGUCCCAAAGAAAGAAAGAAAUAAAAUAUAGUAAAUUACAAUUUUACCCUUAUAGAGUGAGAAAAAGGGGAAGGCGUUUUUUUCUUCUCUCGUUCCUCCAUUUUCUAGAGAGAGAGAGAGAAGAGAAAUCAAUCAUCGAUCAAAGUGGUUCAAUCGAUGAAGAAAACUAUCUGAAUGGAAUGUGAAUCGAUGGAUUUGGUUAUGGUGAUGACGCGAUCUUCGACUCUGUGAUUACGAUUUGGAAGCUCAGAUUUUGUAAUUCGGAUUAUCUACGCCAAAAAA
Messenger RNA from Brassica rapa (field mustard), 2809 nucleotides. Its product is annotated as transcription factor GTE5, chloroplastic-like. Gene Ontology annotation, molecular function: protein binding. NCBI's taxonomy places the organism in Eukaryota, Viridiplantae, Streptophyta, Magnoliopsida, Brassicales, Brassicaceae. The record is from RefSeq and is a predicted model, not a curated record.